Penicillium maclennaniae is the source of this 588-nucleotide messenger RNA. Its product is annotated as basic helix-loop-helix domain-containing protein. The coding region runs from base 1 to 588 and encodes 195 amino acids. Gene Ontology annotation, molecular function: protein dimerization activity. The record is from RefSeq and is a predicted model, not a curated record. Lineage: Eukaryota; Fungi; Ascomycota; Eurotiomycetes; Eurotiales; Aspergillaceae. The transcript has a single exon.
AUGGCUCCGAUGCGUUCGCUUUACCUCCCGCGGCACUCAGUCCCGCUAUCGAUCCGGCCAGUCGUCGAUCUUCUCGGUCGGAUCCUUCCUAUGUGCCAGCAUCCCCGACGUCUCCCGAACUGGCUGCUCAAGGCCGGGGGGGCUCCUUCAUCUCGAUCUGCUGGUACCAAGCGUUCUCUCGAUGAGUUCGAACUGCCACCACCCCCGACACGGACACGCAAGAUUAUUCAGAUGAAACCGAAGGCUCCGGCCGUGUCCAAAUCACCCGCCAAGCCCAAGGAGAAUGGAAAGGCAGCGGCUCAAACGUCUGCAGAGAAUACAAAUGCGUCGAGUACAAAGAAGAAGCCCAGUGCGACGAGUGCGGCGGGGCGCAAGAUCGCUCGCAAGACCGCCCACAGUUUGAUCGAGAGGCGGCGACGUUCCAAAAUGAAUGAGGAAUUCGGCACCUUGAAGGAUAUGAUCCCCGCCUGUCAGGGCCAGGACAUGCACAAACUCGCUAUUCUCCAGGUACUUUAUACUUUGCACCACCCACACCCGUACAUACAAUAUAAAAGAAACCAAACUAAUCUUUUCACUCUAACAGGCUAG